GAGGGCACGGGGUCAUUGGCGACCAUGUGGUGGUCGUCGUCUAGGUCUGAGCUCCAAGCCGUGCAGCACCUGGAGCUUGAAGGGUUGAGUCAAUUGCAAGAAACCACCACAUUUGUGGCUAGGUUUGCAGGAAACUACCAAGUCGUUAAUCUGUUGCAAAAAACACCGUAAAAUCUCUUAACCCGUUGCAAAAAGCACUGAACAGCCAUUUAGCCUCGUUUGAUCUCUUUUCCGACAGGUGGGCCGCGAAAACGCUGACGUGGCGUGCGGACAGGCAAACGGCGCCGUUAGGAAAGAAAACGGUCAACACGCCGCGCGGUCGGUCCUGUCGGUGCUCGCCAGACAGAUGCCCCGCGCCCUCUCUCUCUCUCUCGCCCCUCUCCUCUGCCUCCUCUCUCUGGCUCUGGUCGCCGUCGGUGAGAAGCCAGCUGGCCGCCGUCCGCCAUGGUUUCGUGGAGCGACGACAGCGAGGAAUCGGGCUACGAGUACUCUUCAGGCGGCUCCCCUAUCAAGAUCCCGGCUACAAUCGAGGACCCGAACUACUCUGGUGUUGAUGAUGAGGUGAUGGUGAUAUGUGAGCAUGGCCAGCCGGCGAAGAGGCAUGUUUGCUUCGAAGGGAUUAGCACUGGGAGGAGGUUCAUUGCCUGUGGACUUGAUGAAGCAAGCAGUUGUGGUGUUGUUCAUUGGGUAGAUGAGGAGUGGCCAGAGCAUCUGCAGAAUGCUCUUCACAAACUAUGGCUUUUGUAUGAGGAUUGCCAGCGUGCUAAUAGGAUGGCAUGUCUGGAACAUUCAUCACUUGUCCACAAUCUCACAUCACAGAAGAACAAGCUACAGGAGACUUAUGAGAAGCUUGUUGAGGAUGUGAACAACCUACUUGAUACCCAGGACAAUAUUCCCAAGGAAAAUGAAGUCCAACAAGGUGAACAUGAGGAGAUCACUCCUUCUUUGGACAAUAAUAUUUCAGCUUUGAAGGAAUAGCUGGGUGCAAUGGAUGCUGAGAACAAAGAACUGAAGCAAAAGGUUGACCAGUUGAACAGCAUUCAGGUUGCCCAAGGUAAUGUGAUUAGGAAUCUGAAGUUUGCUCAUUUGAAGGAGAAGGAAAAGUUGAGCACUGAGAGGAGGAAUUUGGAGUUUCACAUUGCUGAUCUUGUCAAAGCUAGUGACAAGAACAAGAGAAAGCUGAAGGACAUCAAGGAUAUUUGCGAUGAAGAGUGAUUUGUAAUCUGACCAUGUGGGUCAUUAUCUUAGGUUUCAAGCAUUGAACUAUGGCUUGUAAUGUGUGAACUAGUGGCAGUUUGCAGUAUUUGAAGUAGGGUGUAGCCUUGAACUAUGUCUUGUAAGCUUUGAACUAUGGUGUCAUGAUGUUAACUAUGUUGUUAACUAGAG
This is a messenger RNA of Triticum aestivum (bread wheat), 1386 nucleotides long. RefSeq lists its product as uncharacterized. Bases 445 to 978 code for a protein of 177 amino acids. The transcript has 3 exons. The record is from RefSeq and is a predicted model, not a curated record. Gene Ontology annotation, molecular function: zinc ion binding. Lineage: Eukaryota; Viridiplantae; Streptophyta; Magnoliopsida; Poales; Poaceae.